AUGACCGAACACCGUCGCAAGAAUUUUUUCGAUUUUAGACCUAACGGUAACGACCAGGUGGCUGGCGAAAUCAGCCUGCAAACGUGUCAGAUUCGCCGACGAAACUUCGGUCCAAAGCGUAGACGAGACGAACCCAACAAUACCCCAACAGACACCCCAAGUGGCGAAGAUCAGGAAGAACGAAGGAUAACGGGAUCCACGCAUGCGUCGCCCAACGCCGUCACUCAGGAUGAAGAGUUGCGAUGGGCAAACUUGAAGACUGUUAUCCGUGGUGAAGAGUCAACGUUGACAUACCGGGCAGCGAGAGAUGCGCGGAAGGCGGUCGAUCGCUUUGUUCUGAGUGAGAACGACGUGCUUUACCACCUAGGAACGAGACUUCUGAGAGGUGACCACCUGCAAGAGAAUCCAACACUACGUCUAGUUGUGCCCACCACGAUGAUUCAAGAGGUACUACAAACCUGCCAUGACUCGUUGGAAGGAGGUCAUCAAAGUAUCGCACGAACCUUCUACCUGGUGAGAUUAGAUUACUACUGGGUAGGUCUAUACGCAGAUGCCGCAAGACACGUAAACUCUUGCCCCGGUUGUAGCUCGAGUAAAAACCCACCGAAGUUUCGCGGAUACACACCGGGCAACAUUUUGGUGGAGCGACCGUUUCAAAUCGUGUCUAUGGAUUUCGUCAUACCCUUACCGAAGUCUCAGUUAGGAAAUAUGGCGCUAUGUGUGCAUUUACCGGAUUCGUAA
Molecule: messenger RNA, 741 nt
Organism: Phytophthora megakarya
Lineage: Eukaryota; Oomycota; Peronosporomycetes; Peronosporales; Peronosporaceae
Source: the annotation of a GenBank genome assembly